AUGACAGACAGUACAUGCAUUUUUAUUAAACACUCCCAGGAUCCUGUCAGCCGGAAUAAAUACACAGUCGGAAACACUCCAGACGGCAUAUGCGACAAGGAUUUGGCAUUCCUCUUCACUGACAAUAUUGACGUGAAAACAUUGGAUGUUGGUGGAAUCAAGUUAACCAACUUUGAAAAUAUCACACCAGAUGUCACUUUGUACAAUUUCGAAGUUACCAAAAACCCUUCUGAGGAUAUGCAUGAAAACACCAAGCCUACUUGCUCCUUCUUCCACGUGACUUCGUCGACCAAUCAAGAUCCUUGUUUGAAUGACGUCAUAAAAUCUAUUUAUAGAAAAUUGUCUGGCAGAGCAGAUAAAAUGGCCGUGUUUCUUGCACACCGAAACGGUUACGACGAUAGCCUGUGGUACAUAGUUGCUGGCUUGAACCUGAUUCAAAUACUGGAUGAGGAAGAUGAGUUGGACGUCUAUCGGGUUGUUUUUCAAUUGAAAUCAUUCCAGCCUCAGUGUUUCAAUAGCGAUAAAUAUUACAAAAAACUCUACCUCCUGGCCGAAGAACACCUAACUUCAACUUCCCCCAACAGUCGGAGAAACUGCGGCCUAGUAGUGCCUAGUCUCCGGAAAACAAUUUGGGGGCCGAAAAACAUGGCAAGAAAAGACAUCCCCAAUCUUAAAAAUGGUGCCAAGGGUGACAAAAAUGAUGACGGAGGGGGUAGGCAGGUGGUUGUGGGUGAUAAUGGGGGCUGUGGUGUUGGUGAUGAUGGAGAUGAAGAUGCUGUUUGUUACACCAGUUCGUCUGAUGUGGUCUUGAUUCAAGAGAAUGUGAAGAGUAAAAAUACGAAAUUUCAGAACAGUAGCAAUAAUAAUAACAACAGUUCCAUGCUUGCUAGCACGAAUAACAGUAAAAAAGUGACUGAUGGUGGCGAUGCUUAUCAUUUGUACAUAAAUUUUUAA
This is a messenger RNA of Helobdella robusta, 954 nucleotides long. RefSeq lists its product as hypothetical. The record is from RefSeq and is a predicted model, not a curated record. The transcript is spliced from 5 exons. Lineage: Eukaryota; Metazoa; Annelida; Clitellata; Rhynchobdellida; Glossiphoniidae. The coding region runs from base 1 to 954 and encodes 317 amino acids.